Messenger RNA from Falco peregrinus (peregrine falcon), 988 nucleotides. It is a transcript of the gene MRPS6, whose product is annotated as mitochondrial ribosomal protein S6. Gene Ontology annotation, cellular component: mitochondrial small ribosomal subunit; ribosome. Bases 193 to 522 code for a protein of 109 amino acids. The transcript has 4 exons. Gene Ontology annotation, biological process: translation. Gene Ontology annotation, molecular function: structural constituent of ribosome; small ribosomal subunit rRNA binding. The record is from RefSeq and is a predicted model, not a curated record. Lineage: Eukaryota; Metazoa; Chordata; Aves; Falconiformes; Falconidae.
UCCGGCAUCGCCGCCGCCCCCUCCUCCCCACCCUCUGCCCCGCCGCGUCCCCGCUCCUACCGCCACAGCCAGCUCUAAGAUGCCCCGCUAUGAACUGGCUUUGAUCCUGAAAGCCAUGCAGAGGGAGGAGGUCUGCUUCUGCUUCCACUUUGCCCUCUCAGUUUACAGAACGAUCUCUUCUGGUGCUGAGCCAUGCAAGUACAGCCUGAGACUGCAGCUGUGCUGAAGCGCACUGUUGAGGCUCUUAUGGAGAGAGGAGCCAUUGUGAGGAACCUAGAGAACCUGGGAGAAAGGUCUCUACCCUACAAAAUCUCCAGGCACAAUGAGCGCCACAGAAGAGGAGGGUAUUUUUUGAUAGACUUAGAGGGUCCACCUUCGAUUGUAUCGACCAUGAUGGAACAUUUAGGACGGGAUAUUGAUGUAAUUAGACGUGCUUUUGUAAAGUAUCCUCCAUCAAAGACAGAAGAAUGCAGUGGCAUAAUCCCAGUCAACUAUGAAGAUAAACUAAAGGCCAAGAAGUGAAUAUUCCAAAUAGCAUGUUUGAAAACUUGAAAGAUCUUUUUUCUUUUUUGUUCCUGCUGUGGAAAACAAUUAUGAUAACUGAUGUUCAUCAAAAAUAAUCUAUUUUGGCCAUGAUGUGUGUGUGGUAUAGUACAUUAUCUUAAAUUACUGUAAUAUUUGAGAGUGUUUUUGUUUAAAAUAAUUUGAAUAACAUAAUCUGUAUGUUUAUCUUGAUAUUUGACAACUCUGAAAAUUGAUUUUCUUUUCUCUUAGAGCAUUACAUUGAUAAUGAAGAUUUAUCCAUCAUCAGAAUGCUAAAAAUAGCAUUCUUUUCCAAAGACAGAUUACUUCAGAAUAUGCAUAUUUACAUAGGGGAUUAAGAAGUCUACAGUGUAAAUAUAGCAGUAUAGGAUGUGAUUUGUUGGAGGUUUGGGGUUUUUUUGCUUGUUCUUGGAAAAAGGUAAUAAAAGCGUGAUUAAAAAUAAAA